Myxozyma melibiosi is the source of this 4678-nucleotide messenger RNA. Its product is annotated as ABC-2 type transporter-domain-containing protein. The transcript is spliced from 4 exons. The record is from RefSeq and is a predicted model, not a curated record. Gene Ontology annotation, biological process: transmembrane transport. Gene Ontology annotation, molecular function: ABC-type transporter activity; ATP hydrolysis activity; ATP binding. Lineage: Eukaryota; Fungi; Ascomycota; Lipomycetes; Lipomycetales; Lipomycetaceae. The annotation marks the transcript as partial. Gene Ontology annotation, cellular component: membrane.
GAGUUCAAAAGCGACGGUCGUUGGGGUGAGACCGCCGACGGCCCCGGCGUCGACGUCCAGCAGGCCCUCGAAGAGUUUGACGACCUUCGCAGAGAGCUCUCGCGCGUCUCGAGAGCUUCGCACCGCUCGAACCUCGACCUCGAGAAGCUUCCCUCUCACGCCACAGAUGUGGGCAACGACGACGCCGACGACGACGGACAGGCCUUCGACCUCGAGUCCUGGAUCCGCAACGAUACCGCCAAAGACCGCGACUACGUACUGCCCACUAACAACUCGUUUCGUUCCCAUCCACAGGUCGGUGUAUCGUUCAAAAAUCUCUCCGUCGACGGUGCAGGCUCAGGAGCUGCUAAAGUUCCAACUUUCCUCGACUCCUGUAUCUACGCCUUUGGUGGGGGUUUUGUCCUCAGUCUCUUGCGCACCCUCAUCCCUCCCCUUCAGCCUGCUAUCCAGACGCGUCCAAUUCUUCAUGACUUCUCGGGCCUCGUUCGCGCUGGCGAGAUGCUCCUCGUCCUCGGACCGCCAGGCUCUGGCACCACCACCCUCCUGCGCGCGCUCACCAACCAACGCGAAGGAUACGUCCGCGUCGGCGGCGACGUUCUCUACGAUGGAAUUGAGCCACAGGAAGCCAAAGACCGGUACAGAGGCGAAAUCGUCUUCAACGACGAAGACGACCGUCACUUCUCAACCUUGACUGUCGCCCAGACUCUCAGAUUUGCUCUGAGGCUCAAGACUCCAUCAAACAGACCGUCAGAUGAGUCUGCCUCCGCCUUUGUCGAGAAGUUGAGAGAGCUUUAUGGAAAGAUGUUUGGCAUUGAGCACACAAUGAACACAUUUGUUGGUGGUGACUCAAAAGCUCGCGGUGUCUCAGGUGGUGAGCGAAAACGAGUCUCCAUUGCCGAGGUUCUCGCCAAUCGAGCUGCUAUCGUUGCUUUCGAUAACUCCACUCGAGGACUCGACGCCUCGACCGCAGUUGACUAUAUCCGCUCUCUGCGCAUUCUGACAAACGUCACCCAUUCAACCACAAUCGUUACCCUUUACCAAGCCGGUGAAGGCAUCUACAAGGAGUUUGACAAGGUCUGUCUCGUCUACUCUGGUCAUCAAAUCUAUUUCGGACCCGCAAGUGAAGCAAGGGCCUACUUCGAAGACCUUGGCUUUGUCCCCGCGCCUCGCGUCACCACUGCCGAUUUUUUGACCUCAAUCACAAGGCCGGCUGAACGCCGUAUCCGUCCUGGAUACGAAAAUCGCGUGCCAAAGACCCCUGAGGACUUUGAAAAUGCCUACAAGGCCUCGCGGUUCUACCAGCAGACGCUUACCGAGAUCGACCUUUAUCAUGCUGAGCUCGAAAACACCGGGCAUGCCUCUGCGCAGGCGUUUACGGAAGCUGUCAAACUGCAAAAAUCUGCCUCGUCCUCUCCUUACACUGUUUCCUUCUUCCGCCAAGUCCAAUUGCUAAUCAUUCGUGAGCUACAGUUGCAGUGGCAGGAUCAAGUUUUGCUGAAGACGAAGAUCAUCAACUCGAUUGCCUGUGGCUUCAUCUUUGGCUCGCUUUUCUUCAACAUCCCUGAAGAUACCUCGGGAGCUUUCAACCGUGGUGGUAUCAUUUUCUUCUCGCUCGUCUUUAACGGUUGGUGUUUGCAGGUCGAGUCCGGUAAUAUCAUCGAUCAGCGUCCGCUCUUGAACAAGCAUCGCUCAUUUGGAAUGUUCCGCCCGGCAGCGCUUGGAUUGGCAAAGACGUUUUCCGAUCUUCCCAUUCUGAGUGUGCAGAUCUUGCUGUAUGUGAUCAUCACCUACUUUCUCUCCAAUCUCAAUCGCACGGCUGGCCAGUUCUUCACGCACGCCUUCAUCGUUAUGAUUUCAACCUUCAACCUUAUGGCGUUCUAUCGCUGCAUCGCUGCUUUCUCUGACAAUAUCGAUGGCUGUCUCCGACUUGUCGCUGCUGUCUUGAACGCUCUUGCUUUCUGGACCGGCUACGUGCUACCUUCGUUCAAAAUGCCUUGGUGGUACAGAUGGUUCUACUACGUCAACCCUCUCACUUACUCAUUCGAGGCUCUGAUAGCAAACGAGUUCCAUGGACGCGAGAUGCUUUGCGUCGAUGCUCAGCUUGUUCCUAGCAUCAGCGGCGUCGGUCUCGCAAACCAGGCAUGCACUCUCCCCGGCUCAGUUCCGGGCGAGGCCUACGUCAGUGGUGACAGCUACAUCGAGACUCAGUUCGCUUACAAGCACAGUCAUCUCUGGCGAGAUGUCGGUAUCACAUUUGGGUUUUUGGUGUUCUUCUUGAUUGUCAAUAUGAUCGUCUCUGAAUUCUUGACUUACAAUUCUGGCUCAGGGCAGAUCAAGCAGUUUGCAAAGCUGCCUGUCGAUAGUGCUGACUCUACACAGACAGCACCGUCGUCCCUGAAUGAGGAGAAGAUCUCGGAGAACGACCAGUUGAAUAAUGAUGAGAGUGAUGAAGAGAGCGACGAGCAGAACGUUGAGGGCUCCUUGUUCACGUUCAGGGAAGUUUCAUUUACUGUCCCUACGCCUGAUGGAGAGAAGCAGCUACUCAACAAUGUUGAGGGUUAUGCUGUUCCUGGUAAAUUGCUAGCUCUUAUGGGCUCUUCCGGAGCGGGAAAGACGACGCUUUUGAACACCAUUUCUCAGCGCAUGCGGGUCGGCCAUGUCACUGGUGACUUCCUGCUUAACGGCUACCCACUCAGCAAAUCGUUCCAGCGCACAACAGGCUUUGUCGAGCAGCAAGAUCUCCACGAGGCUAAGCAGACUAUCCGUGAGGCCCUGCGAUUCUCCGCGCGUCUGCGACAGCCAAGAACAGUCUCGUUGAAGGAGAAGUACGAUUUUGUGGAGAGCGUGAUUGACUUACUUGAUUUGGGGUCGAUUGCGGAUGCAAUCAUUGACUCUGUCGGAAGUGGGUUGUCGGUCGAAGAGCGAAAGAGAGUUACGAUUGGUGUUGAGCUUGCGGCGAAGCCGGAUCUUCUGUUCUUGGACGAGCCGACCUCUGGAUUGGAUUCCGAAGGAGCGUAUGCGAUUGUGUCGUUCUUGAAGAAGCUGGCCAAGAAGACACAUCUGGGAAUUAUCUGCACAAUUCAUCAGCCUUCAGCUAUCUUGUUUUCGCAGUUUGACAACUUGUUACUGCUGGCGCGAGGCGGCAAGACCGUGUACUUUGGUCCGAUCGGACGCGGCGGUGAGACCGUGAUUGAGUAUUUCUCGACCUACAGCAAGCCGCCUGCUUCUGAUGCUAACCCGGCCGAGUAUAUUCUCGAGGUCACUGGAGCCGGCGCUGGUCGUCGGUCAAAGAUUGACUGGCCGCAGGUGUGGCUCAACUCGCCCGAGAUUACCGUCAGAAGGCAGGAAAUUGCCGACUACAUCAAUCGAUGGCAGUCGCAGCGUCGGCCGCAGAUUGAAGGUGCUAGUGACGUCGAAGAACUUGAGUUUGCGGCGCCGCUGAGUGAGCAGAUCAAGGCGGUCACCAUCAGGCUGGAAUUGACGCUCUGGCGUACGCCGUCGCUUGGAAUCUCGUUUGUGUUUGCAUCGCUGUCUGCGGGCUUGACAGCGGGAAUUCUCUUCUUCCAGCUUGAUAACUCGAUCCUGGGCAUGCAAUCACGGACUUUCUCAAUGUUCUUCACGCUGCUGCAAAUUAUCCCGAUCUUGAACUCGCUCGAGAUUCACUUCAUCGACGCUCGGGAUCUAUUUGAUCUCCGCGAGCGCAACUCAAAGGUGUACUCGUGGGUCGCUCUCGUGACUGCGUACUUGGUUUGUCCGAUCCCAUACGUUCUGCUGUCGUCGGUUCUGUUCUUCCCAACGAUUUGGUACAUGCCCGGACUGUCGAUGAGUGCAUACUCUGCCGGAUUUGGAUACUUUUGUAUCCUGCUGAUGAACCUGUGGCACGCGUCCAGCGCGAUCAUGCUCGGAGCGUUUGUACCCUCGACUGACGCAGCGGGAGUCAUCAAUCCGCUGUUUUUCGUCAUCACACAGGCUAUCGUGGGAAUCACGAUCCCGCUCGCGAGCAUGAAUGGUUUCUAUUCCAAGUUCCUUUACUGGGCUAACCCGGUCGCGUACGUGAUCCGUGCGCUCUGCGUGACUGCCGAGCACAAGGUGUCGGUGUCAUGCGACGAGUCCGAGCUUGCGAUCUUUGAUCCCCCUUCGGGACAGACGUGCAGCCAGUUUGCGCAAAGCUGGGUGGAAAGCAGUUCGCGCGGCAUACUGCUCAAUCCGGACGCUAAUGCCGGAUGCGAAUUUUGCCAGUACACCGUGGGCGACGAUUACCUUGACAGUCUCGGGUGGUCGUUUGGCACACGAUGGAGAGAUAUCGGUCUCUAUAUCAUGUUUACCGGAGUAUCUUAUCUGGUGCCUUUCCUGGUGUACUACGUUGCUCGGGUCAUGAGCUGGAAGGGAAUCACGAGGCCGUUCAAGAAACUGGUGGGCGGUUUUAUGAAGAAGUAGUUAUUACUACAGUACAAAACUAAUACUGUGCAUAUAUAUGACGCGUUAUGAGCAAGCAUAAUAACAAAUUUGAACGAAAUCGUGGAUAUUUUUUUCGCGGUAUGACUUAAUAUAGUAAUUCAGCAGAUUUAUAGUGUAAUAGCAAUCAAUAGAAUAGUAAUAACAAUUAAUAGAAUGGUGAUAGCAAUCAAUAUAAUAGUUGUGACUUCAAUAGAAUAAUGUUAAAGGUCGACUUUAUUUG